GCUCUUACUGGCUUGGAAGAUCCACAUCUCUGCAAUUCAGUGCCCAUAUCAGUGACAUCAUGCUGCUAGCACGAAAUGGGCCAUGAUGGGAGCAUUUACACCAUGGAAAUUGGCAGAUGCUAUGAACCCAGAGCUUAUGUCCCCCCAAAAGGUCCUUUGCCAUGGCAGGUGUCAGAUACCCCGGACAGGCCCGUGUGGAUUUAGACAUAUACCAAAGCUCCUACAUGGUCGACUAUAAACCCUUCGGGAAGCACAAAUACUCCAGGGUCACGCCACAAGAGCAGGUGAAGCUCGAGAACCAGCUGCGGGACAAAGAGUUUUACAGGCCCAUUCCCAACCCCAACCCCAAGCUAGCAGAUGGGUACCCUGCCUUCAAAAGACCCUACAUGACUGCCAGAGACCUGGGACUCCCCGGCUUCUUCCCAUCACAGGACCGUGUGGCCCCGGAGGAGGACGAGAGCAAGUUCACCAGCACCUGCCCUUUCACAUACCCAGUUUCUUACGCUCUGUACCAGGCCCAAGGUGAUCCGAGCCAGGUGCACCAAAGUACCGAUUUCCCGUGCCUUCUGGAACCCGAGCACCAGCCCGCUGCAGAGGAGGGCAAAGGCUACCUUCUACUGCCUGGCUGCCCCUGUCCUCAUCACCACAAGGUCAAGGUCCCCGUCUUGGACCGGUGGGGGCCCUUGAUGCCAUUUUACCAGUAGGAAGGGUUAGCACACCUUCCAAGGGCUUUCCACGGGCAUAUGGAAAUCCCACGCCACAGCACUGCCCUUGGAGAGAGAGAGGCAAAUAAAACCCAAAGGUGUUUCCCAGCACUGGGGCUGUGCUUGACUCC
Messenger RNA from Tupaia belangeri chinensis (Chinese tree shrew), 835 nucleotides. It is a transcript of the gene SPMIP9, whose product is annotated as sperm microtubule inner protein 9. The transcript is spliced from 4 exons. NCBI's taxonomy places the organism in Eukaryota, Metazoa, Chordata, Mammalia, Scandentia, Tupaiidae. The record is from RefSeq and is a predicted model, not a curated record. Gene Ontology annotation, cellular component: cytoplasm. The coding region runs from base 162 to 704 and encodes 180 amino acids.